This is a messenger RNA of Rhizophagus irregularis DAOM 181602=DAOM 197198, 2090 nucleotides long. Lineage: Eukaryota; Fungi; Glomeromycota; Glomeromycetes; Glomerales; Glomeraceae. The record is from RefSeq and is a predicted model, not a curated record.
CAAACGAUUCCAUUGUUUUUUACUUUUCUUUCUUUUCUUUUAAAAAUUUAAUUAUAAUGGAUGAUUAUAAAUUUAUGUUAAAAUUAUCUAAAAAUUUACUUGAAGUUCUAAAUGAUGAUGAGUAUCAUGAUGUUACCAUUGAAGUCGGUAUUGAUCCAUAUAUAAAAAUAUUUCGUGCACAUACCAUUAUUUUAUAUUAUCGUUCUCCUCAUUUGAAAAGAAUUUUAUCAACUAAUAAAAAGAAAAAUGACGAAACUUUGACGCAAGUUAAAUUACCAAAUAUUUCACCCGAAAUUUUUCAAAUAAUUUUAAGAUAUAUUUAUGGAGGUAGAAUAUCUUUGAAAAAGUGUGAUACUUAUAAUAUCAUUAAAAUCUUGAUUGCUGCUAAUGAAUUAAAUCUUGAGGAAUUAAUCAUUUAUAUACAAUCCUUUUUAAUUAAAAAUAAAACAAAAUGGAUGGAAGAAAAUUUUGAUUUAGUAUAUCAAACAAGUUUCGAAAAUAAUUCUUUCUUGGAACUUCAAAAAUAUUGUACUAAUCUAAUAUCUGAUGAACCUGAUAAGAUAUUUAAUUCACCAAAAUUUUUUUCGAUUCCGGAAAAACUUUUGAUUUCUCUUAUUCAAAAUGAUUAUCUUGAAAUGAACGAAGUUCAAAUUUGGGAGAAAGUGAUUAAAUGGGGAAUCUCUCAACAUCCAGAAUUUCCUUCCAAUUUUACAGAUUAUUCUAAAGAUGAAUUAAAAACUUUAAAGAAUACUUUACAACAUUGUAUCUCAUUUAUUAGAUUUUAUAAUUUAUCUUCUGGUGAAUUUAUGGAUAAAGUAUUACCUUAUAGAAAACUUUUACCAAAGGAGUUAUAUGAAGAUUUAUUGAAAACUUUUUUGAAUCUUCUGGAUCCUAAUAGUAAGUCAAGUAACAAAUCAAACCCUCGUAAGAUUAAACAUAACAAAUCAAAUCAAACUUCAUCACAACAUGAUGAUGAACCUAGGAUAAACAAGGUUCAAGGAUCUUUAUCAAAUGAUGGAGAAAAAACAUUCAAAUGGAAAUCUUCUGAACCUUCAUUGAAAACUGAUAAACCUACUGGAUUUGUACUACCAUCAUCAUUUAAAUCUGAAAAAUCUGAUCAAUCUAAUGUGCCUGGAUUUUCAUCAAACGAUACGAACAAACCUAUUGGAUUUGGAUUUGGAUCAUUUAAAUCUGAAAAAUCUGAACAUUCUAAUGUGCCUGGAUUUUCAUCAAUUAAAUCUGACGAAACUAGCCGAUUUUCACCAAACGAUACGAACAAACCUAUUGGAUUUGGAUUUGGAUCAUUUAAAUCUGAAAAAUCUGAACAUUCUAAUGUGCCUGGAUUUUCAUCAAUUAAGUCUGAUGAACCUAACCGAUUUUCAUCAAACGAUACGAACAAAUUUACUGUAUCUGGAUCAUCAUCAUUAUUUAAAUCUGAAAAAUCUGAACAUUCUAAUGUGCCUGGAUUGUCAUCAGACGAACUUAAACGAUUUUCUUUUAUGUAUGGGUUACCAUCAUCAUUUUUAAAAUCUGAAAAAUCCGAACAAUCAAAUGUGUCUGGAUUUUCAUCAAUUAAAUCUGAUGAACUUAAACGAUUUUCAUCAAACGAUACGGACGAAUUACUUGGAUAUGGGUUACCAUCAUCAUUCUUAAAAUCUGAAAAAUCCGAACAAUCAAAUGUGUCUGGAUUUUCAUCAAUUAAAUCUGAUGAACCUAAACAACUUUCAUUAAACGAUACGGACGAAUUUCCUGGAUUUGGAUUAUCAUCAUUUAAAUCUGAAAAGUCUGAGAGGAGAAAUUAAUCUAAAUUAAGAAUUCGUUAUUCAUUAUAUUGCAGAUCUUGUAAAGUGAAGGAUAAUGAUCAUGUCCUGUCAUUUUAAUGGAAUCAUUAUUGUACAUCUAAACAGUUUUAAAGUGUAGAUAGUAGCAAAAUUUGCAUUGAUUAAUAUGGAUAAGUAAUAUUUAUUGGGUUUUCUAUUGUGAAAUGAUACAAAUAGUUUAUUGUUUCAAUUACUUUAUUUAAAUCCUGAAAAUUUCUUUUACUUUUAGAAGAGAAUUAUUUAAAAAUGAUUAUAUUUAUUUUAUUUAAU